Messenger RNA from Mesocestoides corti, 2973 nucleotides. The record is from the annotation of a GenBank genome assembly. NCBI's taxonomy places the organism in Eukaryota, Metazoa, Platyhelminthes, Cestoda, Cyclophyllidea, Mesocestoididae.
AUGGCAUAUAAACCCUGUGACCGAAUUUUCGCAAAGGUCAAGGGUCACCCUCAUUGGCCCGCUCGCAUUAAUAUUCUUCCCGAGGAUGUAAAGGUGCCCAAGGGAAAGUAUCCCAUAUUCUUUUACGGUACAUAUGAGGUCUACUUCCUGGCUCCCAAGGAUAUCUUUCCUUACGAAAAAUGGAAGCACAAAUAUGCGGUCAACAAAAGUCGACCAACAUUCCAAAAGGGGCUUCAUGAAAUAGAGAAUAACCCUGACGUUUUACUCUACGGAAAAGAUGCCAAUGCCGAGAACUUUUUAUCACAAUUCUAUGACUUCAAAAGGUCAACCCAAAAUGAUCCUCCCUCUGAUAAACAUCCGCCCGAUGCCGAAAUUUCCGUCAAAGACGAUGACAAUGACACUGAAACGAAGCAUUCGAGUAACUGUACUUCUCCAUCAAAGACCGAUUCCGUACCCAAAGAAUCCAAGAAACGGCGACUAAGUUCUGACCACGCAUUUCAGCCGCUUUCCAAGCGCAAAACUAAGGAGACCUCACUAGGGUCCGUCGAACCCAAGCCCAGUGAAACCCAGAAAACGUCGCUAUCGGUCGAACCAGCCACGCAAACUAAAAUGUCUCCUACUGGAACGAGUAGUAAUAAACCAGAUUCACUUGUGAAAUCGAAAUCGCCAGAACUUGGAAAUGGCGAGGCUAAAUUAAGGAAAAGCAGCACCAGUAGUAAAACUUCGUCUUCAACCACAGUAAAAGAAAAAUCCUCGACGCCUCAAGCAACCCCAGCAACUACGGCGCUUGGUCGCCCGGUACGCAAAUCGGCCAGUCAGUUUUCGGCUAAGAAGCUUUUACAAGGUGGAAUGUUGGUUGAUGACGACGAGAACUCAAGCGAAGAUGUUGACUGGAGUCCUUCAAUGGAUGCAAGUAGAAAAGACACCACCUCUGACGAUGACGUGUCAAAAACGUCUACUGUGCUAUCAACGAGCCUUGAACCUCCUGCGAGGAAAGCUAUUCGAAAGGAUUUCAACAAAAAGAGGCUCUCAAAGUCGACGGAGCCUGAGGAUUCAAGGCGUCUCCCGUCUUCCUCUUCUGGUGAGGAGUCAUCUCUCCAUCCUACCGAUUCCAAUCAUAAUCUUCACGAUAACCAGAAGCACCAAACUACAAACGAGCGUCGGCAACAGCAGAGGCGCAUUCGUUCCCCUCCUACACAUCAGCAAGAUCGAUCAAAACCAUCGAAGCCUCCCCUCGAUGACAAGGCUUCCACUACUUCAUCUCAGGUUUCUUCAGCCACCUCUGCUAGGAAGCCACGUCUGAGGCCCUCAAAUGUUUCAAUGAGCCCUGAAGAGCUUAGCAACCGACUGGCUAAUCGACCCAGCCAACAGAACGGGCAGAAACAACUUAAGGAGCUAGGAACCGAAGCUCGACUGCACUUUAUCGAUCGUGCAAUCAAAAUGAGUCUCAUCAGGGGCCAGGAAGACAUUCCCACUUGCCUUCAACGUUUGGAGUCACUGGAGAAAUUGGAACUCACUCUGCCAGUCCUCGUGAAAUGCAAUUCCAUUGUAGAAACAAUCCGCAAGUGUUGUCGGUACAAGCCAUCAAUGGAUGUGAAAAUAGCAGCACUAAAAGUUUUCAAUCGAUUUCUGAAAGUGCAGGAGAAUGCAUCAAAAGACGAGAUGGAAAAGGCUCAUGCAGAACUGAUGGAGAACAAUAAACGUUUGCAGCCAUCAGUUUCUCAUCUAGGACCCAAAUCCGUGGAAGACCUCUUUCAGUGCGUUCGCCGGCCUUCAGUGGGUGGCGAUCAAGCAAAAUCCCCUGCUCCUCAACCAACAUCUCCCCCACCAACGCAGUCAGCAUCGACGUCUUCAGACGUUGCCUCAACAGCUGAGACGUUACCCCAACCACCACCACCACCACCGCUGCCACCACCGACGUCACCAUCCGUGUCACCUCCUCAUCCAACAUCUAGUGACCCCUCACGUCUUUCGCCUCCACGUUGCCCCCUUGAUCAAUCUUCCAUCGGUGUGCAUAAUACGACCACUUCACCUCAGCCGGAAAAUACGGGGUCUGGUGGGUCUGAUUCCGAGGGUUUGGCUCCAUCGCUUGGUGGUUUGGAUGGCGAAGAAUCAACGGAUAGUGACGAAGAGCCUGUUGCCCCUCUCCUGUCAAAGUCCUCUUACAACCCCUUCAAUGUAGAGGCCACCAUGGCAGCUGUUAAGCAGGCGUUCCUUCAGAGGACCAGGGACAAAAGUAGUGCAGAGCCUUCAAAUGCUAACAAACCACAAACUGCGUCUGAGUCGGAUGCUUAUGUGCCACAGCCGCUACAUUCCUGCUCUGUCCCACUUCCCGCCUACGUUCCUUGCCCCACUUUCCCUCUGUCAGCGUUUAUCCCUACCUCAAUAGCCGCACCCUCAACGUCGUCUUAUCAGGCGCCGCCGCCACCACCUUUCCCUCCAUUCGCUGCUGAUUUAAGCCGACCACCUCCACCUAUGCCACCUCAGGAAGAAUUCAGGCACGUUGAUUCUCGUGUCUCCCCCGAGAUUCGCCGUCGCCCGACAAGACAGCGCGCCCCGAGCCCGCAUGCCUUGCCUCAUCCAUUGGAACACUACCAAAAGUUCUUAAAUAACGGAGAGUCCCAUCCUCCCCCCUCUAUAACCACACGUCCUUUAGUUCAAUCGGGGGGUGAUGAUUUGGACACCCGGAUUGCGCGAUUGUUAGAGGCUGCGGCUCCACAUCUUCAACAACAUCAGCAGCCGCCUUCUGCCAUUUUAUCACCCCCACCGCCCCCACCUCCUCUGCCGCCAUCACAGAAUCUUAUUUUAGCCCACAGACCGCAGCCCAACGUCCUUGCAGAGCCACCUGCAUAUACCCCUGACUCCCCUGUGCAAGAUGGCAUCAAUGGUGGGCAGGACUUCGACCCACUCAACGUGUGGCCUCCGCAGCGGGGUCGAGGAGGCGAAGACGUGUACAAAACACUGGACAUUUAG